AUGCCGCCGACGACGAGGAUGUGCGAUCUUCCACAGAAACUCAUCGGGGAGAAGAUAUUCCCGAGGGUUCCGAUAACGUCGCUGAGAGAGGUGCGAUCCACUUGCAAAUCGUGGGACGCUAUCACCAAAAGGUGGAUUUUGGGUUACGAAGCGACAGCGACACAGCAGUUUCUGGGGUUCAUGACGAUGAAUUCUAAGCUUUGUUCACUGCGCUACGAGCAGAAGCAGAAGCGCGACGAUUCGGUUGAUGAUGUAUCUAUAGAUAUAAAGCAGGUAGAUUCGCUUAACCAAGUCGAGAUAUCUAAAGUGUUUCACUGUGAUGGCUUAUUGUUAUGCGUCGCCAAGGACAGCUCGAAGCUUGUGGUGUGGAAUCCUUACUUGUGUCAAACAAGGUCGAUCGGACCCAGAAACAAAUUCUGGUCGUACGACAGGUACGCUCUCGGAUACGACACGAACCGUAACCACAAAAUCUUGAGGUUUGUGGAUGAGCGCGGUGGUGGAGGAGCGGAAGAGUACGAAAUCUACGAUUUAAGCGGUUGUGAUUCGUGGAGGGUCCUCGAUGUCGUCACUCGAGACUGGGAAAUACAACAGUUUCGCCGCGGAGUGUCUGUCAAGGGAAACGCCUACUUUUUCGCUCGUGAGAAGUUAUGUGACGUGGAAUCUGAAGAUGAAUGUGGAACGGUGACUGAGGUUAAAGACUUCUUGCUCUGUUUCGAUUUCACAAGAGAGAGGUUCGGGCCGCGUCUGCCUCUCCCGUUCCACACCUGUGUCGACGAGUGUGUGACGCUCUCGUGCGUUAGAGAUGAGCAGCUUGCGGUGCUGUAUUACCAGGAGGGUUUGAAUGAUUAUUCAUGUGGCAGCGUUGAGGUUUGGGUUACCACUAGGAUUGAGCCCAGCUCUGUGUCCUGGACCAAGUUUCUGAACGUUGAGAUGAGACCCUUUGCACUCACCGGUGUUAGGUUUGACGAGUUUCAGGGUGGGAGCUUCUUCCUUGACGAGCAAGAGAGAGUCGCUGUUGUGUUUGAUCUGGACGGAUAUCUGCCCAAUAAGACCCCUCGCUACCACACAGCUUUUGUCGCUGGAGAAGACGGCUACUUCAAGUCUGUGAGUCUCGGGGAAGCUUCAAAUUCGGGGAAACGGUGCCAGAUAACCGGCUACCUUCCGGAAGUUUAUGCUCCCGCACUUGUUUGCUCUUCUUUUUAUCGUCCCAGUUUAGUGCAACUCAACUAA
Messenger RNA from Microthlaspi erraticum, 1230 nucleotides. The record is from the annotation of a GenBank genome assembly. NCBI's taxonomy places the organism in Eukaryota, Viridiplantae, Streptophyta, Magnoliopsida, Brassicales, Brassicaceae.